AUGUCUUCUCCAAUAAGCCCAUCUAUUCCCUUUGCUUCUUUCUUCUCAUCCAUUUGCUUUUCAGUUUCUUUCAUCCUUUUGGUUUCCUCCAUGGACACCUCAUAUGAAAUGGAACCUUUUCUAUUCCAAAACGAAUCUCCUCAUCAUGAAGAAGUAGAAGAGGAGGAUGAGUACUCAAUUAUCGCUGCAGCAGAGAUCAAAGAAUCACCACCACCACCACCAUCAUCAUCAUCUAUACCACAAAGCAGCUGCUUCACUACUUUGACCGACUCCGAUAUCAGGAAGCUCCAAACCUCUGAAAUCAACAAGGUAUCAUCUGUUCUUCUCAUACCACAAUCCGAUGCGUGCCUUUUGCUUAUCCACCAUGGCUGGAGCGCCAUGAAGGUCCACGAAGCUUGGUUCGAAGACGAGAAAAGCGUUCGAGAACUCGUUGGCUUGCUCGAUAGUAGUAACAACAUCAUCCAGAGUUCUACAUGCGAGAUCUGCUUUGAUGAUUCAGUUUGGUACAAGAAGGUGGAGUAUGCCAAGUGUGGCCAUGGAUACUGCAUCGAUUGUUGGAAGCACUACAUCGAUGAGAAGAUCCAAGAAGGUUCUCAUGAGUGCCUGAAACCGAUGCGAUGCCCUCAUCCAUCUUGUGAGGCUUCCUUGGAGAUUGAAACUGUUCGGCGAUUCGCCAGCGAGACAAACAAGAACAUGUACGAUCGUUUCUUGUUACGCUCGUAUGUCGAAACCAGAAAGAAUAUAAAGUGGUGUCCAAGUCCUGCUUGCGAUCUUGCUGUUCUUUACGAAUCAGAUGGAAACUACGCUAACAAAUAUGUUGAAGCUUGUUGCAGUAAUGAGCAUAGGUUUUGCUGGGAAUGCGGUGAAGAUGGUCAUAGACCUGUGAGUUGUGAAACGGUGGCUGAGUGGAUGAAGAAGAAUGUGGAUGAUUCUCAGAGCGUGAUUUGGAUCUCUGCUUUCACGAAGGAAUGCCCCGAUUGUGGGAUCCGCAUUGAGAAGAAUGAGGGUUGCAUGCAGAUGAUUUGCACUGUUUGUGGCUGCCGAUUUUGCUGGCUAUGUCUUUCUAAGUGGUCUCUGUGUUCCGCUUACGGUUGUAACCGUUUCUCAGCCCGGAAUACUGAGACGCCCACAAUGAACAAUGGAAAUGGCUAUUUGGACUUGGAGAGGUACACUCACUAUUAUGAACGUUGGUUUACCAACGAAUUCUCAAGGAAAAAAUCGAUUGAGAUGAUGGAGAAGUACCUGAACAAUGAGAAUAUAAGAAUCCUGUGCAAGGAAUUUGAAAGGCGUGAAGAUGAUUUUGAGUUUGUGAAGAAGGCUUGGGAAGAGGUAAUCGAGUGUAGGAAGUUGCUGAAGUGGACCUAUGCAUAUGGUUACUUCAUCCCUGAGGAGGAGAAAGCCAAGAAGGAGUUGUUCGAACACACGCAAGGCGUUGCUGAGAGUGCAUUGGAGAAGCUUCACAAGUUCGCCGAAACAAUGCUGAUGGAGAUCCUGAAUAAGAAGAAAGACGGUUUCGAUAGGAAUCGUCUGGAACUUUCUCAUCUGACCGUUGUCACCAAGAAUUUCUUUGAUAAUAUGGUGACACAAUUGGAGGAUAGAGGGCUUGAUGAUGUGAAUGUGAAGAGUUAUGGUGAAAGCUCAAGGUCCUCCUCAUUGUCUUCGUCGCCUCGAGGUGUGGUGAGGGAUGGGAUGACAGAGAUUGGUCUCCGGAAAUGCGGUUAUUGCGGUUACUACAACCUUGCCAGCACUCUAGAGUGUCCCUGCAUUGAGAAGAAAUACCAGUGCUGGACCUGUUCUCGUGAUCCUCCUGUGAUUUGGUGUCCAUUGCGUAUGGUUAAUUAA
Messenger RNA from Arachis stenosperma, 1842 nucleotides. Its product is annotated as probable E3 ubiquitin-protein ligase ARI10. Gene Ontology annotation, molecular function: zinc ion binding; ubiquitin conjugating enzyme binding; nucleic acid binding. Gene Ontology annotation, biological process: protein polyubiquitination; positive regulation of proteasomal ubiquitin-dependent protein catabolic process; ubiquitin-dependent protein catabolic process. NCBI's taxonomy places the organism in Eukaryota, Viridiplantae, Streptophyta, Magnoliopsida, Fabales, Fabaceae. The transcript has 2 exons. The record is from RefSeq and is a predicted model, not a curated record. Bases 1 to 1842 code for a protein of 613 amino acids. Gene Ontology annotation, cellular component: cytoplasm; ubiquitin ligase complex.